GCCGGGGCGGAAGAUGGUCGAGCUUAGGGCCGGCGGUCGCUGAGCAGACCCAGACGGAGCUGGAGCUCGAGCCCGGCCACUCGGGCUCCUCCGGGUUGCGCUGUCGCUGCCGCCAUGUCGCUGCUGCAGUCUGCGCUCGAUUUUUUGGCGGGCCCAGGCUCCCUGGGCGGUGCUGCCGGCCGCGACCAGAAUGACUUCGUGGGGCAGACGGUGGAACUGGGCGAGCUGCGGCUGCGGGUGCGGCGGGUCCUGGCCGAGGGAGGGUUUGCGUUUGUAUAUGAAGCUCAGGAUCUUGGAAGUGGUAAAGAGUAUGCUUUAAAGAGGCUGCUGUCCAAUGAAGAGGAGAAGAACAGGGCCAUCAUUCAAGAAGUCUGUUUCAUGAAAAAACUUUCUGGCCACCCCAAUAUUGUCCAGUUUUGUUCUGCAGCGUCUAUAGGAAAAGAAGAGUCGGACACAGGGCAGGCUGAGUUUCUGCUGCUGACAGAGCUCUGUAAAGGGCAGCUGGUGGACUUUAUAAAGAAAAUUGAGUCUAGAGGUCCUCUCUCGUGUGAUACGGUUCUGAAGAUAUUUUAUCAGACGUGCAGAGCAGUGCAGCACAUGCACAAGCAAAAGCCGCCCAUCAUUCACAGAGACCUCAAGGUUGAAAACUUGCUGCUUAGCGACCAGGGGACCAUCAAGCUGUGUGACUUUGGCAGUGCCACGACUGUGUCGCAUUACCCCGACUACAGCUGGAGUGCUCAGAAGCGAGCGACGGUGGAGGAAGAGAUCACGAGGAAUACAACGCCCAUGUAUAGAACUCCAGAAAUCGUAGACUUAUACUCCAACUUCCCGAUCAACGAGAAGCAGGAUAUCUGGGCCCUGGGCUGCAUCUUGUACCUCCUGUGCUUCCAGCAGCAUCCUUUUGAAGAUGGAGCAAAGCUUCGAAUAGUUAAUGGGAAAUACUUGAUUCCUCUGAACGACACUCGGUACACCGUCUUUCACGAUCUCAUUCGUUCCACACUCAAGGUGAACCCAGAGGAGCGGCUGUCCAUCACAGAGGUGGUCAACCAGCUCCAGGAAAUCGCCGCUGCCAGAAACGUGAAUCCUAAAUCACCCAUCACAGAGCUCCUGGAGCAGAACGGAGGCUACGGCAACACUGCCCCGACCCGAGGGCCGCCCCCCUCUGGGUGCCAGAGUGCCCGGCCCUCAGGCCCUGUGAGCAGCGGGCACAGUGGAGGUCUGACUGUUGCAGAGUGUGACCAGUCCUACAGCGGGUUCUUUGACAUUCUCAGAGGCGGCACCGAGCGGCUCUUCACUAACAUCAAGGACACCUCUUCCAAGGUCAUUCAGUCUGUCGCUAAUUAUGCUAAGGGAGACUUGGACAUUUCCUACAUCACAUCCAGAAUUGCUGUGAUGUCGUUCCCAGCUGAAGGCGUGGAGUCAGCAAUCAAAAACAAUAUCGAGGACGUGCGGCUGUUCUUGGACUCCAAGCACCCGGGGCACUACGCUGUCUACAACCUGUCCCCCAGGACGUACCGGCCCUCCAGGUUCCACAAUAGAGUGUCUGAGUGCGGCUGGACCGCCAGGCGGGCGCCCAACCUCCACAACCUCUACAACAUCUGCAGGAACAUGCACUCGUGGCUCAAGCAGGACCACAAAAACGUGUGUGUGGUGCAUUGUGUGGAUGGGAGAGCUGCGUCGGCUGUGGUGGUCUGCUCCUUCCUGUGCUUCUGCCGUCUCUUCACCACCGCCGAGGCUGCUGUGUACAUGUUCAGCAUGAAGCGCUGCCCGCCGGGCAUCUGGCCAUCCCACAAAAGGUAUAUCGAGUACAUGUGUGACAUGGUGGCAGAGGAGCCCAUCACGCCCCACAGCAAGCCCAUCCUGGUGAAAGCCGUCAUCAUGACCCCCGUGCCCCUGUUUAGCAAGCAGAGGAACGGCUGCCGGCCCUUCUGUGAGGUCUACGUUGGAGACGAACGUGUGACCACCACGUCCCAGGAGUAUGACAAGAUGAAGGAUUUUAAGAUUGAGGAUGGCAAAGCAGUUAUUCCCCUGGGCAUAACAGUUCAGGGAGACGUGCUCAUCAUCAUUUAUCACGCAAGGUCCACUCUGGGAGGAAGACUGCAGGCCAAGAUGGCAUCCAUGAAGAUGUUCCAGAUUCAGUUCCACACUGGGUUUGUGCCUCGGAACGCAACUACUGUGAAGUUUGCAAAGUAUGACCUGGAUGCGUGUGACAUCCAGGAGAAGUACCCCGAUCUGUUCCAAGUGAACAUCGAGGUGGAGGUGGAGCCCCGCGACCGGCCGAGCCAAGAGGACCCACCAUGGGAUAGCCUGAGCAUGAAGGGGCUCAAUCCCAAAAUCCUCUUCUCUAGCCGGGAGGAGCAGCAGGACGUCCUGUCCAGAUUUGGUAAGCCCGAGCUCCCCAGGCAGCCCGGCUCCACUGCCCAGUACGACGCUGAGGUGGCGGCGCGGUCCCCGGAAGGGGAGCCCGUGGGGUCGGAUUCACCGCAGAGCAGUGGCACGGACACAAACAGCUUCCUACACACGCUCGACUGGCACGAAAGGAAGGAAACAGAAACUGGCGUUGUAAACAGCUUUCUCAAAGAAAGCCAGUCUGCGCUGAUUGAAGAUAAAGAUGAGAGUGAACUAUCAGAUGAGGAAGCCCCUGCCUUCUCCGGUGAGGGCAGGGAGGUCACAGCCGAGGAGGACGCGUCCGGCUGCACAGGAACGGCCGAAGAGCAAGACCUGAUUUUUGCGACCGAGACACCCUCCCCGCCACCGGAGCCUGCGCCAGAGGACAGUGUGGACCUGCUGGGGCUGCACUCGGAGGCAGGGCCGGAGCCGGCACCCCCUGUGCAGGGCGGCGGGGGCUCCUCUAGCAACGCCGACCUGCUCAGCGGCCUCUUUGUGCCCUCUGCGGCCACUCCUGAGGGGCCCACAGGCGACCUGCUUGGCGGAGAGGCUGCACUGUUCUUCCCCAGCCCCGGUGCACCCCUUGGACCUCAGAGUGCCCCCUGCGAGGGGUCUGCUGCAGCUGCUGACCCAUUCGACCCUUUCCUGAUGGCAACUGACUCAGACACUCAGACCUGCUCCGACCCUGAUCUCUUUGGCGAGUUUCUUCAUCCUGACUCCUCGGCCACACUGCCCACUGCGUUCCCUUCCACGCACAGCGCCCCGCCCCCAUCCUCCAGCUCGGACUUCCUGCACUUGGGGGAUCUACCGGCGGAACCCAGCAGGAUGACAGCCUCCUCCAGCCACCCGGACCUCCUAGGAGGAUGGGACGCCUGGGCCAAGGCUGCAGCAUCCGCGCCGGCCCCGAAGCCUACCACAGAAGGCCCCCUCUUCUCUUCUGGAGGUCAGCCAGCAGCCCCGCCCGGCCCCUCGACCAGCCGGACCAAGUCGCAGAACCUGGACCCCUUUGCCGACCUUGGUGACCUUGGCUCAGGCCUCCCAGGCACGCCCAGCGGGUUCCCUCCUGGUGGUUUCAUUCCCAAAACGGCCCCUCCUCCUAAGGGUGCUGGCAGCUCCUGGCAGACGAGUCGGGCCCCCACCCAGGGCACCUCCUGGUCCCCCCAGGCCAAGCCGCCCCCUGCCAAAGCCUGCUCGCAGCCGAGGCCUAACUAUGCCAUGAACUUCAGUGUGAUUGGCGGCCGUGAGGAGAGGGGCAUCCGCGCACCCAGCUUUGCUCAAAAGCCAAAAGUUUCAGAAAAUGACUUUGAAGACCUGCUGCCCAAUGAAGGUUUUUCCUCUAAAUCUGACAAAAAAGGACCAAAGACGAUUGCUGAGAUGAGGAAGCAAGAGAUGGCUAAAGACACAGACCCGCUCAAGCUCAAGCUCCUGGACUGGAUCGAAGGCAAGGAGCGGAACAUCCGCGCACUGCUGUCCACGCUGCACACCGUGCUCUGGGACGGCGAGGGCCGCUGGACGCCCGUGGGCAUGGCCGACCUGGUGACGCCCAGCCAGGUGAAGAAGCACUACCGCCGCGCCGUGCUGGUCGUCCAUCCCGACAAGGCCACAGGGCAGCCGUAUGAGCAGUACGCCAAGAUGAUCUUCAUGGAACUCAACGACGCCUGGUCCGAGUUUGAGAACCAGGGCUCCAGGCCCCUCUUCUGAGCCGCAACAAGGGGGGCUGCAUGGGCAGCAGGCAUGGGGGCCGGCACAGGGCCAGAGCGGGACGCCCUCCAUGAGCACCAGCAAGCGUGGGUGUCGUGGCCGCCUCAGGAGCGGGGCGUGGGGCGGCCCACAGACUCCAUGGUGCCCCUCGUCCUCCCGCCUGCCCACCUGCCUGCCAGCCUGUCCUGGGGUCUGAUUAUGGAACAAGCACCAUUCCAAGGGCACGAGAAGGGAGAGACAUUCCAAAGCAGCCGACUUCUGUGGUUUCAUUUUCCUUUUCUUGUCCCGAAGGAAAGUGUUGGUUUAUGUUCCUCUCACCGUUCUCACGGUUUGUGAUUUAUUCUGGUGUUUAGUGACAGUCUCCUCAUCGAGAGAACUUCAGUUCUCUGUCGAGAUUGCAUUUGCUAAGCGUAUCUUUUUUUUCUCCAAUCAGAAGGUGUACAUUUGCAUCUUGUUUUAUGUAAUCAGUCUGAUGAUCGUCCUGUACAUAAUUAAACUAUUUUCUGAUGACUAAACUAUUUUCUGAUGUUUCCAGAAUGGAUAUGGAUUUUCAGUGGCCCACGGUGCCCUCAGGAGG
Trichechus manatus latirostris (Florida manatee) is the source of this 4666-nucleotide messenger RNA. RefSeq names its product cyclin G associated kinase (gene GAK). The coding region runs from base 115 to 4089 and encodes 1324 amino acids. NCBI's taxonomy places the organism in Eukaryota, Metazoa, Chordata, Mammalia, Sirenia, Trichechidae. The record is from RefSeq and is a predicted model, not a curated record. Gene Ontology annotation, molecular function: ATP binding; AP-2 adaptor complex binding; protein serine/threonine kinase activity. Gene Ontology annotation, cellular component: cytoplasm. Gene Ontology annotation, biological process: regulation of clathrin-dependent endocytosis; protein phosphorylation; positive regulation of Notch signaling pathway. The transcript is spliced from 28 exons.